AUGUACUGCUUUCCUGAGCUACGAAAGCUGAAGCUCAAAGAUUCACACUACACAAAAGACGAGGUUAAGCGGGAAAUCGAUGAGCUUCAAAAUUUGAUCAACACCGAGCUCGAGGCGGAUCUCCUCUAUCUGGGGCACUUGAAUUUCUUGCUUCUUCGUCAAUUCUUCUUUCAGGCUCAAAAAGAAAAUGUGAAACUUUUCGCGAAUUUCUCGGAGAUCGAAAAUCGUAGCCUCCUCGAUGCGGUUGCCGAUUUUGAGAAAGGGAUAUCUGGGAAAAGCUCACUUUUAAACGACUUUUCCGGGUUGAAAAUCUCAUCGGGAGACUUGGAGAACAGCGAGUUGAGAGAGGAAAAUGAGAAGCUGAAACGAAUCGCUCAAUCAGUGGAUUGGGAUACAGGCACACGAGAGGAGCUCGAGAAAGAGUUGAGCUCGAGAGAGCGAACGCUGAAAGAAAUCUAUGAGGCAAGCGAGAGGGAAAUGGGGAAAAGGAAGAAAAUCGAGGUCGAACACGAGAAUUUGUCGAGAAGAUUAGAGGAGAUUACGAAAGAGUUAUCGAUGAAAGAAAGCGAACUCGAGAAGAAAUUCAUGAAUACGAAUACUUAUCUAAAUAUGCAGAAAAUGAUCAAGUUGUCCUACCUAAAACCUCUCGAUUACUUAUGGAUUUUCAUCGGUGGUGUCUCAGCUUUUAUCCAUGGAGCCGGAUUUCCGUUGCUUUCCGUCGUUCUAGGCAGCAUGACGAACAUUUUCCUCCGAGCGCAAAACUCACCAUGGAUCGAGGGUGAACACGUGAUCACAAACGAUACAAAAUCAAUAACAAAGGAAGAUUUCAAGCACGAGAUCUUGAUGAUCAGUUUGUACUAUGCGGUGCUGGGUUUGGUUCAAUUUAUCACCUCGUACUUACAAAUUGCCUGCUUUGAAACGAUUUGUGAGAACGUUGUGCACCGGAUGAGAUUACGCUAUCUCCGAGCCGUUCUCCGCCAAGAAAUCGCGUGGUUCGACGAGAAACAAACGGGCAAUUUGACGAGUCGUUUAACUGACGAUUUGGAGCGAGUGAGAGAGGCUUUCGGCGACAAAUUCUCAAUGUUAAUACAAAACAUUCUGGCUUUUGUGGCCUCAUUUAUCAUUGGAUUUUGCUACAAUUGGAAAAUGACGCUGAUCAUGAUGGCCUUUGUUCCGCCGAUUGUUCUCGUUGGAGCAUGGUGUGCGAGAUUUCAGGCGAAUCGAGCACAAAUCGAGCAGGAACGGUAUGGGAUUGCUGGUGCGAUCGCCGAGCAAGCCCUUUCCUCAAUGAGAACGAUUCAAGCAUUGAAUGCGCAAAAGAAAGAACUUGAUAAAUUCAAUGCGUGUUUGGACGAGGCACGAAAGGCGAGCAUUCCAAGGAGUUUCGCAAUCGGUGCCAUGAUCGCUUUUAUGCAUUUCUGUCGAUAUUCAUCGUAUGCGGUUGCUUUUUGGUACGCUGGAAAGAUAAUCGCUGAGGAUACGGUAGCGGAUCGGGGUGUCGUUUUUACGGUUUUCUUCGCCGUAAUGUCCGGUUCAACAGCUCUCAGCACGGCGCUUCCCUUUAUCACCGUCGUUUCAUCGGGACUUGGCGCGCUGCGAAAAGUUGUGGAAGUGAUUGCACGGAUUCCACCGAUUGAUCCUUAUUCCAAUGAAGGAGUGAAAAAGAACGAUUUAAGAGGAAAUAUUCGCUUUGAGGACGUCAAGUUUAGAUAUCCGUCUAGGCCAGAGAUUCAGAUUUUAAACGGAGUCUCGUUAGAGGUGAAAGCCGGCCAAAAGAUCGCGCUCGUUGGAGCGUCCGGGUGUGGAAAAAGUACAAUCGUCAAUCUCUUGCUCAGAUUUUAUGAUCCGAUGGAGGGAACGGUAUCGAUUGACGGAGUCGAUUUGAGAACGAUUAACGUGAAAUGUUUGAGAGAUCAGAUCGGAAUCGUUUCACAAGAACCGGUUCUCUUUGAUGGGAGUCUCAUUGAGAACAUUCGAAUGGGAAGAGACGGAGUGAAAGAUGAAGAAGUUGUGGAAGCCUGUAAAAUGGCAAAUGCUUGGGGUUUUAUUGAGAUGCUGCCCGAUCGGUUGAAUACGCGCGUCGGCGAGAGAGGCGUACAGCUAAGUGGAGGCCAAAAGCAAAGAGUCGCCAUCGCUCGAGCUCUCGUGAAAAACCCGCAAAUUCUCCUCUUGGACGAGGCCACCUCGGCGUUGGACACCGAAAGUGAGGCGGUUGUGCAAAAAGCACUUGAACAGGCUCAACACGGUCGCACAGUGAUCAUCGUUGCGCAUCGUUUGGCUACGAUUCGAGAAGCCGAUCAGAUAUUUGUGUUCAAGCAAGGUAACAUCAUCGAAAAGGGCACCAAUGAGGAAUUGAUUGCAAAGAAAGGAGUCUUUCAUCAAAUGGUACAAGCACAACUUUUACGACAACUUGAAGAAAAGGUCAAUAAAACAGAUGAUGAGAAAGGGAAUGGCAAGGGAAUGGUGUUAAGGAAACGAUCGAGAACGAGGAGUUUGUCGAGAUCGGAUUCGAUGAGAACAAGUAUCCGAUCAAUGUCCCGUUCACAAUUCGGCGCCGAUGCGACAAUCGAGGAGACAACGAUUGAAGAUCUGGCAAGAGCCGAAGAUGAGACAAAUGAUGCCAACCUAAAGCCGAUCUCGAUGUUAAAGAUUUUCACUUUCAACAAGAAAGCGAUUCCGAAGAUCAUCAUCGGUUACACGGCUGGUGCUUUAGUCGGCUUUUGCACACCGAUUUUCGCCAUUCUCUACGCUCAAAUUUUCUCCGUUUUCUCUGAGUCAACCGAUAAAAUCGUGGAUUCAGUUCAUUUUUGGGCGCUAAUGUUUAUAGGAUUAGGGCUGAUGCACGCGGUUGGAGCCUUUUUCUCGAACUCGAUGUGUGGCUUGGCUGGCGAGGAUUGCACAAAAGGGCUUCGAUCGAUCACUUUUCAAUCGCUCAUGGCAAAGGAUAUUGGCUUUUUUGAUGAUGAGAAGAAUGGAACGGGAAAGUUGUGCACCCGGUUAGCCACUGAUGCGCCAAAUGUUCGCUAUGUUUUCACCCGAAUGCCCCUUGUCACCUCAUCAACAGUGACAGUGAUCGCUUCACUCACUCUCGCGUUCAUCUUUGGAUGGAAGCUGGCUCUUUGUGUGAUCCCGAUGCUUCCAAUCAUCGUCGUCGCUCAAGGGAUUGAGAUGAGAAUGCAGCUCGGCAACAAACUCCGAGACGCUCGUCAAUUGGAAGAGGCCGGAAAAGUGGCAUUACAGGCGAUCGACAAUGUGCGCACCGUGCAAGCGCUCAACAAACAGGAACAUUUCAAUGCACUUUACUGUCAACAUUUGAAUCAACCGCACAAAGCAAAUGUCAAAGGAGCUCAGCUGUAUGGAAUUGUUUUCGGAAUCGCGCAGGCGAUCAUUUUCUUCAUGUACGCUUUUGCGUUUUUCUUGGGCGCGCUUUUUGUGAUGGACGGAUCGAUGCAGCCAGUUCAAGUUUAUCGUGUUUUCUUCUCAUUGGCAUUUUGCGGUCAAAUGGUGGGCGCUAUUGCGACUUUUAUGCCGGAUAUUGUGAAGACACGACUCGCCGCAGCACUCAUUUUUAAUCUCGUCAACCAUCCGACAAAAAUCAAUAAUCUUUCGGAGAAAGGGCUUCAAAAGAAAUUGACUGGAUCGAUCUCUUUGAACAAGCUCCAUUUCAACUACCCGACUCGAGCUCAAAUCCAAGUGCUUGACGGGUUUUCAUUGGAGAUAAAAGCUGGUCAAACUGUGGCUUUCGUCGGUCACUCUGGCUGUGGGAAAAGUACAGUGCUCGGACUGCUCGAGCGUUUUUACGAUCCGGAAAAAGGAGAGAUUACACUUGACAAUAUCCCAGUCAAUAAAUUUUCACUAUCAUCUUUGCGAAGUCAAGUGGGAAUCGUAAGUCAAGAGCCGACUUUAUUCGACUUCACGAUUCGAGAAAAUAUCAUUUACGGAAUGGACAAUGUUCCAACAGAAGAAGAGAUCGUGAGAGCGACAAAAUUGGCCAAUGCUUAUGAUUUCAUCACAGCACUCCCGGCUGCUUUUGAGACAAGAGUCGGCGAAAGGGGCACACAAUUGAGUGGUGGGCAAAAGCAGCGAAUCGCCAUCGCUCGAGCACUGGUGCGAGAGCCGGCGAUUCUCCUAUUGGAUGAAGCCACUUCAGCACUCGAUACUGAAAGUGAAAAGGUUGUUCAAGAAGCGCUCGAGAAGGCGCGUCAAGGUCGCACUUGUUUAGUGAUCGCUCAUCGUCUGUCAACUGUUCAGGACGCCGACGCGAUCGCCGUCAUUGAUCAAGGCCGAGUGGCCGACGUGGGCACCCAUGAAGAGCUUUUACAACGAAAUCCGAUCUACCAAAAGCUUUGUGCCACGCAAAAGCUUGUUGAGAGCAGAAAGGAG
Molecule: messenger RNA, 4383 nt
Organism: Mesorhabditis belari
Lineage: Eukaryota; Metazoa; Nematoda; Chromadorea; Rhabditida; Rhabditidae
Source: the annotation of a GenBank genome assembly